Closterium sp. NIES-67 is the source of this 2036-nucleotide messenger RNA. NCBI's taxonomy places the organism in Eukaryota, Viridiplantae, Streptophyta, Zygnematophyceae, Desmidiales, Closteriaceae. The record is from the annotation of a GenBank genome assembly.
UGCAGCUUUGUUCUUGGGUUUCGCCUCCGUAAACUCUGCCAUAAGCGCCACUGAAUUAUUUAGGGCAACCAUGCCAUCGCAUCGCUAUCGCGUUUUUCUGCGAGCGGGAAUCUCGGAGGAGCAUAAGGAGGAGGUUUUGCGAAGCUUCUUCGAGAAGUUCGGGACCGUGAUCGACGUGUACGUGCCGCGCGAUCCGUUCACCGGCGCGCUGAAAGGCAUCGCGUUUAUAUCCUUCGAAGAGGAAGGCGCUGUGAAAGCCGCGGUGGAAAACGACUCAUACGAGAUCUGCGGGGUAACCAUUCCCAUCACCAAAGCCGAACCUCGAGGACCGGAGCAGUCCACCCGCCGCCGAGCCUAUAACGACGACCGACCCUCCCACCGAACCUCCGCGUACCCGCCGUCUUCCCUCGGCCUGGCAGCCGCAGCAGCUGCACCUCGAGGCUCUCUAGGUCCGGCAGGAGGCUCGUUAGCAGGCUUGGAAUAUUACUCCGCCGUGCCUCUAGUCACAUCUGCCGGCUAUGGCGGUCUGUCAGCCGGAGCUGGUCUAGGUUCGGGCUAUGGAGGGGGGUAUAUUCUUUCAAACUCCAUGGAAGGGUACGGGAGGAGUGGAGGAGGGGGAGGAGGGGGGGGAGGGGGAGGGGGAGGAGCAGGGAUGGACGAUGAGUUUCGGAUCUUUGUGGGCGGAGUGCAGGAGGAGAUCAGCGAGCAAGACGUGAAGGACCACUUUGAGCAGUACGGCACGGUGGAGGACGUGUAUUUCCCCAAGGACCGAGCCUCGGGUGCCCGCCGCGGCUUCUGCUACGUGCGCUUCAACUCGUUUGCGGCCGCGGACGCUGCGUGUGCGCGCAGCCAGCGCAUGAUAAAGAGCACCCCCAUCCACGAGAUCCGCAUGGCGCAGCCCAGGCCGGGGGCCCCUGGCGGAGGGAGGGGGGAGGGGCGGAGAGGGGGAGGGGGGGAGGAGGUGGAGGAGGGAGGACGGGAGGGAGAGGGAGAGGGAAUACGAGAGGGGGGGAGGAGAGGGGCGGAAUGGGGAUGGCGGGGGGCGGUCGCGGUACCGGCCAUAUUGAGAAGAAAAUGGAAGGACUGACUGAGUGCGUGAAAGAUGCCACAAACGGCACAGGAAGACGGAUGAUGGCUGCACUGACGGUGUAACAACGGUGUAACGACGGCGUAACGACGGCGAACGGACGUACGGACUUCCCGAAGGAAGGAUAAGGGAUGGAGGACGGAGGGAUAAGGGACGGAGGAUAAGGGACGGAGGACGGAGGAUAAGGGACGGAGGAUAAGGGACGGAGGAUAAGGGACGGAGGAUAAGGGACGGAGGAUAAGGGACGGAGGAUAAGGGACGGAGGACGGAGGGACGGCUCGACUGGUCGACCUACCGACCGACCGACCGACCGACUGAAACACGGAGGGCAGAGAUUGGCAUGGACUGACAGACACAUGGUCUGUACUGUUGCUGGCUGAAGCAUGCUGACGGGGGCAAUGGUGCUUACGGGCAGUGCCUGCCUGGAGUAAGCCUCUGCUGGCUUGGUCACUGUCUUGCCUACCAUGUUGACAGAAUGGCCGGCUGAUGUCUCCAGCCGAUCCUUGCUCUAUAUCCCCCCUUCCCCUUUCCCCCCUCUCUUCUACCCCCCCUUCCCCGUCGCUCCGCCCCCCCUUCCCCCAUUUCCCCCCUUCCCCCUCCCCCUCCCCCUGACCUCCCUUCCCCCAUUCGCCCCUCUCCCUCUCUCUCCCUCGUGUCUAUUGGCCGCCUCUUUUCUGCCGUCUCUCUUGGUAACCCGAAGGAGUUUCUUUUUUCAUUGAUGCGUAGUCCCCCCCCAUAGCAAAAAACACGCACCCUAGUAUGGUAGGUGAAGAGGGUGUCGGCUUCUCAUUUCCAACAUAGGGAAGACUCUAAAAUGCACUUAAGGCUGAAUCAGCAUUUAGCUUCAGUUGACCCUACUCAUGGUUUCCCUUCCAUGUUUGUGAAUUAGUGCGUGCACAGCUGGGCUUGAGUUGUAAAUUUUAAUGUGCCAUAUUUGAUACGGUAUCCA